AUGAAAUGGAGAGAAGGAGAGAACGAGGGCAUCCUUGUCGCUGGUGGAAAUGGCGUUGGAAAUGAAGCAAAUCAAUUUGACCGACCAGGCGAUAUUUUUGUUAUUGAUACCAACAACGGGACGAGACGACAAAUUUUUGUUGUAGAUAGCAAUAAUCACCGUAUUCAAAAAUGGGACGAGGGUAACUUGCAGUCUGGAAUAACAGUAGCUGGAGGAAGUGGUCAAGGAUCUAAUUUAAAUCAAUUAGCUUUUCCAACAGGAGUUGGUUGUAAAAGCAAUGAAACAAAUGAGAAUGAACAAAAACAGUUGAAGUGUGAUUUUGAGACACCGGUUUGUCAGGAUUUUCUGAUCGAUCCAAACUGGUCUUUGGCAACUGGCGGUGAAUACGAUCACACAUUUGGAAACGAGAGUGGUCAUUAUCUCGUUUACGUACCUCCGACGUUAACAUCCGACGCAGUGACAAAAAUCUCGACAAGCUCAGUGGUCAAUCCGUCAGGAGACAUUAGAAUGUGUUUUCAGUUUUGGUAUUCCACUUCAGGAUUGGUCGCAUUUAACGUUGAUCUUGUUAGAGGCGACGAUCCCGGUCAGCAGUUGAAAAAUACAAUAACCACAAUUAACGAAUUUAUUUACAAGAAUUGGACACAAUUAUCGAUCCCGCUGCCGAAUGAAAUAUUCAAAAUUGAAAUAGUCGUUAACGCCUCGACUGGCCAACGAGAGUUACUGUUUGACGAUCUAUCCGUCGAUUAUUGUGCUGGUCUGGAGCCUCUUGCCGCACAAGUUGUCUUGCUUCAAUAUCACUUUGAGAUCAACAACGAACAAAUUCAAAUAAGCUAUUUUCCAGAAUAUCCCUACCAAUGGUCAGUGGUGCGUGCAUCGGACGCUCACCAACAAAAUUCGGAUGCACCCGGAACUGAUUUUACACUGGGAACCGGUGAUGGUCACUACUAUUGGAUAAAUUCGACUCGAAUUGAGGGCGGGGUUGGAUAUUUUGGUACAUUUCUUUUAGAUUUUUCAUUAGACGACCCAUCUUAUUGUUUGCACUUUCGCUAUUUUCAAUACGGGAAUUUGGGAAAUACCACAGCCAAUCUUAAAAUAUUUACUAUGGAUAAGGAUACUUUCACACUGAGACUACUCUGGCCCCAUCCGUCGAUCAGAAAUUCAUUAGCCGCUCACAAAUGGUCCUGGGGUGUGACCAAUUUGCUAUUAGGUCAGUAUUAUGUCUUGUUUCGUGUUGACAAUUCAAAUCUUUCAUCUGGAUGGUUUGCGAUCGACGAAAUUAAAGUAUCUUCGUGUGAAAAUCCGAAGGCAGAGGUGUCGGACGAAGCAACAAUGACAAGUGUCCUAGUUUUUGAAUGCUAUUUUUCGAAUAGUUUUUUUCGAUGUGAGAUGGAAAAUGACGAAUUUAACAGUUACAAUUUCUCGGUUCACACGGGGGAGACAAUUCCCGACAAAGAGAUGGGUCCCUUAGUCGAUCACACAUCAGGCACCUCAUCGGGAAGUUUCAUUUAUUGGGAUUUCGAUCCGAAAAUUUUAACAAACAGAAUCAAUAUUCAUGAUAUAAUUCAAACGUUGGCUGUCGAACUAAAUUCGGGAAUGUGUUUAAGAUUUUCAUUCUACUUAAAAACAUCGAUCAUUGAUGAUCGAUCAGCUGAAAUUACUCUCUCCGUAUCCGGCGACAGUCAGUGUUUUGAGAACAUUUUGUGGUCACGAACAUUCUCGGGAACAAACAGUAGCAGUCGAGGUUGGGAAACGGUGAAUCUCGCACUGGCGCCAAUCGUUUGCACGUCGAAAUUUCAAUUUCAUAUAAAUCAAAGUCAGGAAACACCUAGACCAAUCUCGGUCUCAUUUGCACUUGAUGACAUUCUCAUUAACCAAUGUUCGAAGCUUCCGUCGCUAGUUGCGGACACAUCGACCACGUUGCUACUUUCGGACACAUCAACGACGUUGCUCAGCUCAGGCAGUUCAGAAAUCACAACGCCAACAUUUAUCAGCACAAGCACAAACACGGCUAGAACUACGACAGCUUCUCUUGAGAUCACGAAAUGCCCGCCACACAGUUCACAAGGGAAAAUAAUCGGAAUUACGGCGGUAGUUUCUGCCCUUACUACCGCGACAAUUAUUAUCGGUGGAUUUGGUCUCUCCAACUACUUUCAUGUUCGUAAACAAUCACGGCAGAUGGGAAAAGAAAAACAAAUUCCACUGACAAAUAUCGCAUUCAAAAAUUAG
Messenger RNA from Didymodactylos carnosus, 2226 nucleotides. Lineage: Eukaryota; Metazoa; Rotifera; Eurotatoria; Philodinida; Philodinidae. The record is from the annotation of a GenBank genome assembly.